GAGCCGCCGAGGAGGUCGCGGGAGUUUCCCCCGUCCCCGCCGGGAUGAGCCAGCGCCACAGCCACCGCCGCGGCCCCCGGGCCGACAUGGUGCCCGAGAUCGCCGCCGCCGUGGGCUUCGUGUCCGGCCUGCUGCGGACGCGGGGCUGCGUUAGCGAGCAGCAGCUGCAGGUCUUCAGCGGGGCGCUGCGGGAGGCGCUCACAGAGCACUACAAACACCACUGGUUCCCCGAGAAACCCUUCAAAGGCUCCGGGUACCGCUGCAUCCGCAUCAACCACAGAAUGGACCCCAUAAUCAGCAAGGCGGCGAGGCAGAUCGGACUGAGCCUCCCGCAGCUCUACCAGCUGCUGCCCAGCGAGCUCACGCUCUGGGUGGAUCCCUACGAGGUCUCCUACCGCAUCGGAGAGGACGGAUCCAUCUGCGUCUUGUACGAGGCGGCGGCCGCCAAACCCCACCCCAGCUCCUGCGGAGGGAUGCUCACCUGCAAGAACCAGAUGAUGCUGGGCCGUGACAGCCCUUCCAAAAACUACAUCAUGACUGUCUCCAGUUAAAAAAACAAAACCCCAAAAAAACGCGACAAAAAAAACAAACAAAAAAUCUCCUCUCUGUCCUUACACUGCCAAGACACAGGCUACUGUAAUACCUCAAGAUGAGGAUCUAUUUUUAAGAUGAAGAGCUAUUUAUAUUUUUUAAAAAAAAGUGAGAAAACCUUCAGAAAAUCCAAAAUUAAAAUAUCGGGCGCCGCUCUUGAGCCAAGGCGGUGCCCCAGGUGCCUUUUCUAAA
Molecule: messenger RNA, 783 nt
Organism: Hirundo rustica (Barn swallow)
Lineage: Eukaryota; Metazoa; Chordata; Aves; Passeriformes; Hirundinidae
Gene: BTG2
Product: BTG anti-proliferation factor 2
Exons: 2
Coding region: 45-551 (168 amino acids)
Biological process (GO): negative regulation of cell population proliferation; negative regulation of mitotic cell cycle
Cellular component (GO): nucleus; cytoplasm
Source: RefSeq, a predicted model, not a curated record